Eruca vesicaria subsp. sativa (arugula) is the source of this 1124-nucleotide messenger RNA. NCBI's taxonomy places the organism in Eukaryota, Viridiplantae, Streptophyta, Magnoliopsida, Brassicales, Brassicaceae. The record is from the annotation of a GenBank genome assembly.
CGCGAACUGUUCUAAGAUCAAUGUCAAUGGCGGACGAUCGUGUCGAGAAAGCGAUGGUCAACGACGAUGAGCUGGAGAAGAAGAAGCUGGAGAAUCGAGAAUUAAAGGAGAAAGUUUCGAAAUUGACAGGAGAAAUCGAGGAGAUGAGAGCCACAGAAGCGGAGAUGAAACAGAGUUUCGAAGAGAUGGAGACAGAGAUCAAGCAGUUAGAACAAGAGAAGAAAGGAUUAGAAUCUGUAUCCUCUCGAGCCGUGGAGCUAGAGAGCGAAUUAGCGAAGGUCCACGAAGAUCUCGUCAACGCAUUGAGAGAGGGAGACGAGAGGGAGUUAGAGGUUGCGGAGAUGAAGAGGGAGUUGACGGAGGAGAGCGAGAGGUUUGAGAGGUGUGAGAAGGAAGUUGAGAGUUUGAGGAAAGAGAGAGGUGAGGUUGAGAAGAAAGGUAGAGACUUGGAGAGGAAAGUUGGGGUUUUGGAAGUGAGGUUGAUGGAGGAGAGGAGUAAGAAAGUUAGAGUAGAGGAGGAGAUGAGGGAGAAGGGUGAUGAGAAAGAGGAGGAGGUUAAGGAGUUGAAGAGGAAAGUGUCUGACUUUGAGAUGGGUUUGGUGAAGGGUAUGUUGGAAGUGGAGAGAUUUGAGUUUGAGAAGAAGCGAAUUGAGGAAGAUUUGAGUGAGUUAAAGGGAAGGGAAAGAGAGUUGGAGUUGAAGAAGGAGGAGUUGUUGAAGAAGGUUGAUGAAGGUAAGAGAACGUUGCUUGUGUUGAACGAGAGAAUUAAGGAGCCUACGGUUGGAGUCAGGGAUGUAAAGGAUGGUGACCAAGAAUGUAAAUUGGAUUGGUCAGUGGUUGCUGCUGGUUCGGUUGGAGCUUUGGGUUUGGUAGCAGCGACAGUGUUUGUAUGCUACUCUAAACGAACGUGAUUCAGUAUUAUUGAGGAGCUGAAGACCAUAACUUUUUUGCAGUUCCGCAGUCAUAUAGGUGCCUAUAACUUUUUGGUGUCGAUUUUUUGUUGUUUUUGGUUGUUGGAUAUGUUUUGUUUGUUUAAGAUGAUUGAUGAAUCUUUGGCUUUUUUGGCUAUGAAUGCAUUUGAUAUCGGUUUGUCAUCACAACUAGCUGUUGUUUUGAAAUAGUUU